GCCCGGCCAAUAAGGGCUCUCCAAGCCUAUAAUGUCAUCGGAGGAGGAGGCCGACUCUCACGCGCCCUACUCGGAUAAACUACUAAGGAAACAGAAACGCGCCAGACAGCGCGUGGACGCCGGCGAGCCGCGCAAUUCUUACUCGACUCUCGCGACGAACGGAAUCGCGCCCGCGCGCGCCGCACUCAUGAGUGGCGGACUAUACAGCGCCAUCUUCGAGGGCCGCCAACACUUCGGCCUCUUCGGACCGGGAUACGCGCCGGCCGAAAUGUUGAACGAACUUCUCGGACGAACAACAAAACAAGACGACAACGGAGACGAAGCGAACGGCGGCGUGAUCGCGCACCGGGUCCUCAGAGACAUCCUACAGAGCCGCAAUAAAGAGUUACUGCUCUCCUCGGAUAACAACAACGUACUAGCAAAUAACAACAAUGACGAACCGAAAACAGAGAAACGAUCACCGGAACGACCCUGCUCGCACGACUCACGGCCGGACCUGGACGACGCCCUCCUCUCGCUCGAAAAUCCUGGGAACUCACACGCGUCUCCGCCUCCAGCUCCUCCGUCUUCAGAGAACUUAAUCGCUCCUAAGCCUGAACCAGAAGAUCGUGAUAGUGAUGCUCAACGCUCCUCCCCCAGACCUUUAGACGUAAAACGUGCUCGUGUUGAAAAUAUAGUGUCUACGAUGCGGUCGAGUCCUGCGCCGCAACAACCACAGGUAAAUGGCUGCAAGAAACGGAAACUGUACCAUCCGCAGCAGCACGACGGUGCAGCGGAGCGCUACGGCACCAGCCACAGCAGCAGCACCCACACGGUCUCAGACGACUCGGAGGACGACGGUGAGCGACCACCCAUACAACAAAAAUUAGUAGAAAAAAAUGCACUCAAAUCACAACUUAGAACUUUGCAAGAGCAGUUAGCUGAGAUGCAUGAAAAAUAUGUGCAACUAUGCAAUAGAGUAGGGAAGGAGUCUGAGACAGUCGAUAACGACGGUGCUUCCAGUGAUGUAGAACAAAUCGAAGAGUCGAUCCCGAAAUCGGAACCCGCAUCUCCGGCCAAAGAAUUACCGCCGCCUCUAACAAAUACGGCUACACCAAAGAUGUUUUCUCAAGUGAUGAACCAAAUGAUGACCGCAAAGAUGCACGCGCAGGCAGUAGGACACCCACACCUUCAGCCAGGAUUUAACGGAACGCUACCUAUGAUGCCGCAUUUGCCACCAACAGAUCACAUGCAUCCGCCUCAUCCUCAAAUACAUCUUAAUAGCGCGGCAGCCAUGUAUCUAAAUGUCAGCCAAAAAUUGUUCUUAGAACAGGAAGCCAGAAUAAAAGAAGCUGCUGAGCAACAACAAAACAAUCAGCAAAUAAGACCUCAGUCUAACCAACAUUCGCCGCAGCACAGGCAACUUGGACCGACGCCGAAACCACCUCUCUCAUCUGAGCUGGCUGAACGAUUGGAUGCUUUACGGGUCAACACAGGAUCUGUUGGUCCCAUCUCCGGGGCUGACCUUGAGGGCUUAGCAGAUGUAUUGAAAAAUGAAAUCACAGCUUCGCUUGCAACACUUAUCGACUCUAUCGUCACACGUUUCGUGCACCAGCGACGUGUUCUGGGGAAGCAGUCUGAAGCGGCAUCGGCAGCGGCAGACAAACUGAACAAGGAUUUGAUGCGAGCUGCACGGCUCAUUGAUAGAAAGUCGCCAACGCCCAAGCCUCCGGAGAGACAGAUGCCAGGUAACCUUACAGUACAUCAUGGAGCCACACCGAAUGGUGUACCGUUCCUUCCACAUAAUUCAAUGUUAAUGAAUCAAAUGAACGGAGCCCGCGCGCCAGGCGGUGUGGCCUUCCAGCUACACCCCGAGGCGGGCGGCCCCGGACCAGGUCCUCACUUACGGCCUCCGACAGGCAUGUUCCAGACGCCGCCAAAACCGUUCGGGCCUCUAUACGGGCCGAUGAACGGCCAGUUCGAGAGGGAAUUGAACCCCGAACAGAGCGAAGCGAUCAGCCUCGUCGUCCCAUCGAGGAAGAAACGACAUAAGGUCACCGACACACGCAUCACGCCGAGAACCGUGAGUCGAAUACUGGGGGAGGGCGUCAGGCAGUCUCCGGAGAGCAAAUUCCCGGAAUCGCCGUCACCGCGGCCUUACACAGGAUUACCAACCGCAGUGGCGAUACCGAACCCAUCGCUGCACGAGAGCCAAGUAUUCUCUCCGUAUUCUCCUUUCUUCGGCGCGGGGGGCGGACUGGCGCGGUCGCCACCUGCAGCCCCGGAGCGGGAGUCCCCGCCGUUGCCUCACGCGCCCGUGCUGCACCACUCAGAGCUGCUGAUGAGUGCGCAUCACUCCUCGCCCGAUUACCUGCGCCAACAUGCCCGCAUGCACGCCAGCGCGCUGCACCAAUCCCAGAUGAUGAUGGACGGGCAGGACCCACAUUCCGACUGCAACUCCACAGACCUGCCCUACGACGGAGUUCAGCCUACUUCCUCAACGCUAACGCCGAUGCACCUGCGCAAAGCGAAGCUCAUGUUCUUCUGGGUCCGGUAUCCGAGCUCAGCCGUCCUCAAGAUGUACUUCCCCGACAUCAAGUUUAACAAGAACAACACAGCGCAGCUCGUCAAAUGGUUCUCGAACUUCCGAGAGUUCUACUACAUCCAAAUGGAGAAGUACGCUCGGCAAGCGAUCAGCGAAGGUCUGAAGGCGGCCGAAGACCUGCAUGUUGCCGGCGACUCUGAACUUUACAGAGUCCUCAACUUGCAUUACAACAGAAAUAACCACAUCGAGGUACCUUCGAACUUCAGAUAUGUGGUUGAGCAGACUCUGCGCGAGUUCUUCCGCGCCAUCCAGGGCGGGAAGGACGCCGAGCAGAGCUGGAAGAAGUCGAUCUACAAGGUGAUCUCGCGGCUCGACGACCCCGUGCCCGAGUACUUCAAGUCGCCGAACUUUCUCGAACAGUUGGAGUGAGCGCGGCGCCGACGCGACGCACAAUAACUUUCGGCAUAACUAAACAAAUUGGACGAAUAUUUCGCACACCAAAAUUUUACGACACUCGCAUUUAGGCCUUCAGAUUCAAAAUUAUUGAUUAAAAAAGUUUAAUUAUAAAAGAAAUUAUUAAAGUAAUGAAGUUUGAAUACGUGGUCCGUUGGACGUCGAUCGGCGUGACGUGGGCGUGACGUGGCGUGACGUGACGCAGGCGUGACGUGUCGCGCCACCGCCGUUGCGCUCUUUAGAAAAUUCCUUAGGUUAUAACGAGUCAGAGAAAGUUUAAGUCACCUAGAAUUUUAUUUCUGCACAUAAUAAUAUAUUUCGCUAUAUAUAAUUAUUAUUAUUAUUAUAUUAUUAAGUAUUAUCUAAAAUGGUUUUUAUAGUUGUGUAUAUCUUAAAAUCAUUUAUUGAUUUAUUCAUUAAGCAAAACGAUUAAUAUAUUAACUGCUUAAGUUUA
Molecule: messenger RNA, 3431 nt
Organism: Bombyx mandarina (wild silkworm)
Lineage: Eukaryota; Metazoa; Arthropoda; Insecta; Lepidoptera; Bombycidae
Gene: pros
Product: homeobox protein prospero
Biological process (GO): regulation of transcription by RNA polymerase II
Cellular component (GO): nucleus
Molecular function (GO): RNA polymerase II cis-regulatory region sequence-specific DNA binding; DNA-binding transcription factor activity, RNA polymerase II-specific
Source: RefSeq, a predicted model, not a curated record